AUGAGCUCUCUACAGCGUUCAGGACCCUCAAUAGUGAAAACGAGGACAGGAAGUGUUUUAUCCAGGGGAUUCAUAUUGAAGACUGAUUUCUAUCCUUCUGGUCGUGCUCUGGAACUCGAGAUGAACCUUCAUGGCGCACCAAACUUCCGAGCUCCAAGACAAGGUGAUCUCAAUGUAUUUGGCGUAGCCCAGCCUCGUACGCAGGGUUUACGCGCCAUAUUGUCCGUCCUACGCUGUAGACCCAAUAUACCUGAUCCAUCACAUGUGGUCUGGUUCUCGACUCGCGAAGAACCUAUAGUAUACAUCUCCGGACGUCCAUUUGUCUUACGGGACUCUUCGCAACCCCGACGAACAUUACCAAUGUCAGACCGUGCAGAGAAUCUCGAAGCAAUAGAACUUCGUCUGAAGAACGAUAUUUUGCAGGAGGGUGCAAGAUUUGGAGGACUUGUCUUAACUCAUAAUGAAGUUGCUGUUGCGGAUGUCACCGGUGAGGGAGCUAUCUUACCCACUUGGACUGCUGUGGACGCCAACAAUGUGAAGACAUCAAGAGAAUUGUGGACAUCUAUGAAGAACAAUGGCUGGAAUGUCGACUAUCAUCGUAUACCUAUUUCUCCGGAUAGGCCCAUAGAAGACAACUACCUCGAUGCGUAUCUGCAUGUUAUAAAAACAACAGACCCACUCAAAACCGCGCUGGUCUUUUCAUGCGGCAUGGGUGCUGUCCGUACGACUUUUGCAAUGGUUGCUGCUUGUAUAGUGAGGCGGAGGCAACUGAUCCUAAGAGGCUUGCCAGAUCCUUAUGGAUUGAAACCAUCUAGUUCACAUAUCUCGUCUCCUUCUAGAUCUGGGUUAUCAACACAAUCAAAUCGUAUCGCAAUGGUGUUAGAACAAGCGAACGCUCAGCAAGAUCUUAGUCGCUCUCUACUGAAGCUGACAUAUUUAUUGCAACAGAGUUUGCAGGAUCCAACUUCUCAAUCUGCUAUAGAAUUGCUCAUUUCUGAACCAACGUUGCUUGAAAACCUGCGAAAGGCUCAUAUGGGCAACUACGGGAUCAUACUCAGUCUUCUUGGCUGUUUGGAUGACGGUCUUCAAGCCAAAAGGCUUGUGGAUCGAGUCAUAGAUGCUAACGAUCAUGUGUCGCAGUUGCGAGAGGACAUUCUGAUGCACCGGAUCAAAUACGCUUUAACUACUAUGGAGACUGAAAAAGGAGAAGCAAUAAUCAAGAGAGCUGGAAAGGCGAUUGAGAAAUACUUUUUCAUCAUCGCGUUCGCAAGCUUCGUCGAAAGCAGCUCUAGUGACUUCAGCCAGAGCUUCUCUGAAUGGUUGAUGGUCAGAACGGAGAUUUGGAACCAGGUCAAGUUUCUUCGAAAGUCGACAGGGUCGGUCUUAAAUGUGUUUGCUCCCGUUAGCGACCUCUCCGCGUUAUCCAGAAGUGGCCUGGAUGGACGAGUUGUAAUCGCUGGUAAAAGGAACGACGCUGCUAUUUCGGGUGGUCAAAUUUUAGGCGAUGAAUAUUCUACACACGUCAUUAAGAAUCGGAGCGGUAUCAUCCUACGAGAGAGGUUUAUUCAUCUGACUUCUUACAGCACACUUCUCAAAUCCGAUCUAUGGAUUCGUGAAUCCUAUCCCAUUGAACACGACAUCCGGGGUGCUAUAAAUUUCCGUCGAAUCCCUUGCACCAACAUUUAUGCUCUUGGUCAACCCACCACGGAAGCGAUUGAUGAAGUCGUACGUCGGGUCAAACUGGAUAAUCCAUCUGCUCAACGAAUCGUCUGGAUCACUUUACGCGAGGAACCUAUCGUGUAUGUCAACGGGGCCCCGUAUUGUUUGAGGAGAGAAGGAUUCUCCUUGAGAAACAUGAAAGACUAUGGUGGUAUCUCGGCAUCUCGCUUAGAAAUUUUAGAGGAGCGGCUCAGAGACGAUGUCGUUUCAGAGUUGAACACUUUUGGUGGGAAGCUACUUCUCCACUCUGAAACGCAAGAUGGAACAGUGGUACCCGUUUGGGAGGAUGUGAACCCUACUAACGUCGUUGUGCUGCGAGAUAUUAUGGAAAGUAGACGGGACAUGUUCGGCGUAGAACUCGUGUACGAUCGUAUCCCAAUUACUGCCGAACGCCCACCAGACUUUUCUGACCUUAACGAGCUGAUCGACGUCGUGCUACGCUGUUCUAACGACACUCCCAUCGUUGUGAACUGCCAGCUCGGAAGGGGUCGAAGUACACUUGCAUCAAUCAUACUCACCUUGAUCCGACAAUGGCUCGAUUCCAAUCGACCUAAGACGCCAUCAACCCCCCGAAUCAAUGCCACCUUUACUCUUUCCAUGUCCUCAACUGUUGCUACCCCAGCUGCUGAGAAGCAAUCAUCAAAAACCCGAAACUCCUACCAGAUCAUCAAUAAUUUGCUUAGAGUUUUCCGAGGAGGUAUCACCAUUAAGGAGACAGUCGACAAUGCAGUUGACCAAUGUGCGGUCGUGUAUAACCUUCGAGAUUCAAUUGAAGAGUCUCGAGUGCAAGCUGAACAAGCAGUUGAUGACAAGCAAAAACGUGCUCAUGCCCAAAAAGCUUUGCAAAACUUGAGACGAUACUUCGAACUGCUUGUGUUCCAGGCUUAUCUCCAAUCCACUCCGCCAAAUACAAUGCAAGAUUUUGAAAGCAUCGAAACUUUCGUGAAGAGUCGACCAGUCAUAAAAACCUUCGAACGAGAGCUCAUGACGGAUGGGAUGAACACCUUGAAGCCCCUUCGACGAGCAGAUCUGGUUGAAGGAAUGGCUCAUCCAGAUGAAGUCAAACAAGUUGUAAUGAAUCGAUCCGGAGACAUCCUCUCGGCCUCAACCAUACUCAAGAGCGACUUCUUUUCGAAUCUUCAGAAGAUGACACUACCAGAGCGAAUCGAAGGCGCACCCAAUUUUCGCCGUGUCCCGCUGACUUUACGAGUGAAACCUGCAUCUUCACCAUUUUCACCAAUGGAGUCAAGGAUUGAACCAGUACUUGAGGGUAAAAUGGUUUGCGGUAGCGGCAUGCCUACUGUGGAUGGUCUGAAACGAGCCCUGAUCCGGGUAGAUGCUGGUCCCGAUGGAAGCAACAAAGAGCCUGUGAUAUAUGUCGCUGGUCGACCACAUGUCCUGAGGUUGGUAGACAGACCAUUGCAGAACGUCGAGGCAACCGGUGUGGCCACCGCUGUUGUCGAGGUCAUGGAGCGUAAUUUCAAGAAAGACGUAAUCCGUGAAUUGCGGUCUGGAAAGGGCAGAAUACUCUUGCAUGAUGAGGUUGAGGAGCGGCCGGGGGUGUUCUCAAUCAUUCCAAUCUGGGAGACAGUUGAAGAAGCUGAUAUUUUGACCCCAAGAGAUGUGUUUGAUUCGAUUGUCAAGGAAGGUUUCAAGAUUGACUAUGACCGUGUAGCCAUCACAGAUGAGCAAGCACCAUUACCAGGCGCCCUCACACAAUUACUGGAUCGUAUUCGCACCAACAUGUCAGAGGCUGGAGACUUCAUCUUCAAUUGUCAAAUGGGUCGUGGGCGAACCACUACCGGCAUGGUCAGUGCUUGCCUCGUUUCAACGACGCUUGAAUGGGAUCCAGAAAGAAGUCACGAGAAUGACUUGAUGACGCUGGGCCAAGACGAAUUUGAAGAAAGCCAGGAAGAUUUCUUUGAUUCAAUGGAUGGUCCGUCAGAGGAGGAAGCUUAUCGACAAGGAGAGUACAAGACCAUUCUCCAACUUGUAGGAGUGCUUUCAAAUGGAAAGGUUGCAAAACGCUUGACGGACCAUGCUAUCGAUUUGAUGCAAGACGUACAAAACCUCCGAAAAGCUGUCUAUGACUUUAAAGUCAUGGCUGAAGCACAUGAACCAGGAAUGAAAAAAGAGAAGCAUCUCCGCAAUGUUGCUGUGAAUUAUCUCUAUCGAUAUGGUACUUUGAUCGUCUUCGCAAACUAUCUCAUCGAGAUGCGACAGAAAUUAGGGCCGGAGAUCACGUUUGCUAAUUGGCUUGAAGAACAUCGAGAAAUACGAAAAAUACUCCAAAGACGUACAUUAGAUUGA
This is a messenger RNA of Lentinula edodes (shiitake mushroom), 4029 nucleotides long. RefSeq names its product inositol hexakisphosphate-domain-containing protein. The transcript has 28 exons. The record is from RefSeq and is a predicted model, not a curated record. The coding region runs from base 1 to 4029 and encodes 1342 amino acids. Lineage: Eukaryota; Fungi; Basidiomycota; Agaricomycetes; Agaricales; Omphalotaceae.